GCUUACUCUCCCAACACAACGCACGCUUUCCGCCGCAUCAUCUUCUUACACUGUGUAUAUAUACCGUGAAAUUACACCUGAGCAACACAUCAUACAUAAUCACAAUGGGCUUCAAACGCAAGCGAUCCGUCGACGAGUCCCCCAUGUCCGUCUCCAGCUUCGCCGGUUUCGCAACGCCCGACGCACAGUCCCCCACACCCAUUCCCAAUGGCUCCAGCGGCAUGAUGGACGUGGAUGCUCCUGCGAGCAGAGGCACAGGGUGGGAUUUCUCAAAUCUGGGACGGAUAAAGAGCAGCGACUGGGGGCUGCGCACACGCAAGCGGGUCAGAGACAACAGGCCGGACGAGCAUAUAAUACACGCAGAAACCACAAUCAACAAGCUCUUCUCUGCACAGCGCAAUCAGCCGCACGCCGAGCCCAUACUGUCUGACACACUGCCCGCGCAACAAGCACCCGUCAUCCAGAAGUCGCAAAAGUCAACAUUGCACGCGUUUUGGAAAAUUCCUGCACCGCCUGUGCAGCUGCCAUUUGCGCAGAUGCAGCCCCAACGCGAGGCGGAAGCACCCCGGUGCGAGGACUGCGACACGCUGCUUGAAAAGGACGCAAUCGAUAUGGAUGUCGAUAUGGAUGUCGACGGCCCACUGGAUAGGUGCUCGCUCGCGUGCAGCGACUGUGGGAGGAGCGUAUGCGGCAAGUGCGCGGUUGUAACGAACGCUAGGCAUUGCUUGCAGUGCGCGACGUCGGCGAGGAAUCCGAAGAGGUGGUGGUAG
This is a messenger RNA of Paraphaeosphaeria sporulosa, 770 nucleotides long. RefSeq lists its product as uncharacterized. Bases 105 to 770 code for a protein of 221 amino acids. Lineage: Eukaryota; Fungi; Ascomycota; Dothideomycetes; Pleosporales; Didymosphaeriaceae. The record is from RefSeq and is a predicted model, not a curated record. The transcript is spliced from 2 exons.